AAACCUCAGCAGAAAGUGGCCCCUCCCGCAGCAGCCGCCACGUCGUCCAGCACCACCACGUCGUCCGGCACCGCCUCCAGUACCGCCACGUCGUCUAGCACUGCCACGUCGUCCAGCACUGCCUCCAGUGCCGCCACGUCGUCCAGCACCGCCUCCAGUACCGCCACGUCAUCCAGCUCCAGUACCGCCACGUCGUCCAGCACCGCCUCCAGUACCGCCACGUCGUCCAGCUCCAGUACCGCCACGUCGUCCACCACUGCCACGUUGUCCAGCACUGCCUCCAGUACCGCCACAUCGUCCAGCACCGCCACGUUGUCCAGCACUGCCACGUCGUCCAGCACUGCCUCCAGUGCCGCCACGUCGUCCAGCACCGCCUCCAGUACCGCCACGUCGUCCAGCUCCAGCACUGCCACGUCGUCCAGCACUGCCACGUUGUCCACCACUGCCACGUUGUCCAGCACUGCCUCCAGUACCGCCACAUCGUCCAGCACUGCCACGUCGUCCAGCACUGCCACGUUGUCCAGCACUGCCACGUUGUCCACCGUUGCCACGUUGUCCAGCACUGCCUCCAGUACCGCCACGUCGUCCAGCACUGCCACGUCGUCCAGGAAC
This is a messenger RNA of Micropterus dolomieu (smallmouth bass), 612 nucleotides long. RefSeq lists its product as uncharacterized. The annotation marks the transcript as partial. Lineage: Eukaryota; Metazoa; Chordata; Actinopteri; Centrarchiformes; Centrarchidae. The record is from RefSeq and is a predicted model, not a curated record. The transcript has a single exon.